Molecule: messenger RNA, 2454 nt
Organism: Psylliodes chrysocephalus
Lineage: Eukaryota; Metazoa; Arthropoda; Insecta; Coleoptera; Chrysomelidae
Source: the annotation of a GenBank genome assembly
GUGCUGUCAGUUAUCACUCAAAGUCACAUGUCAUUUAGGAUAUCACUGUCCAAAGUUUUUUGGAAAUGAGAAUGAGAAUUGAACACCGGUUCCUCGUGUUAUUUUAUGAAGAAAAAUUACUGGAAGAUUCUUAACAAAGGCGUGGGAAGUGCAUUUAAAAUUAUAUGAAAAUUUCUGUUAUCAGUAAGCUUCCCUUAUUAUUUGGUUUGUGGUGAAACAAACGAACUACACAUUUUGAAGUUUCAAAGUUAUGCUUAAAGUCUUUUUAUUUCUUCAAUAUCUACUAAAUAAUAUUGUUAAUUACGUUUUCAUUAAACCAGUAUCUUUAAAAAAGAAAUAUUGUUUCUAAUAAACUUGGAAUUAUUUGUUGUCAAAAUCAAAAUGUUGAGAGUUGGACAAAUUUUACAAGGCACUUCUGUUAAACUUAACAUCUCAAGAACGUCUACGUCUAGUCAAUCAAUAUUUAAUGGAAUAUUAUCUAAACCAAGUAUUUGCAGUUCAAUAAGAUUAUAUAGCAAAAAAAGCACCGAGGUUGGAAAGGUACCUUCUAUUAAAGAUUCCAUUCCCAAAAAUUUAAUAGAUGAGGUGACUGCUUCUAGAGAUCAGAAAAAAGAUGAUUCUAAUAAAAGUAGAAAUAAAUCUUUAUUAUGGGGAAUGUUAUUUACUGCAUUUACCUUAGGAACAAUCUGGUUUGUGCGCCCAACCUCUAAUAAAAAAGAAGUCAAAAAUGUAGUAAAUGAAAAAAAAGGGAGAGCUGUUCAAAAGCAUCCACAAAAUUCUGAAGAAAUUCCAAAAGAUGUGCCUUACCUUUUGAUUGGAGGGGGAACUGCAUCAUUUACUGCAUUUCGUGCUAUUAAGUCAGCAGACCCAACUGCUAAGGUGCUCAUAAUUUCUAAUGAAAACUUCUACCCAUAUAUGAGACCACCAUUAUCAAAAGAAAUUUGGUUUAAUGAUGACAAGGAAUCUGUUAAAAAACAUAUAUUUAAGCAAUGGAAUGGGUCAGAAAGAAGUUUGUUUUAUGAACCUGAAGACUUUUAUAUAGAUUGUGGUUCACUAAUGAAAGCUUCAAAUGGUGGGGUAUCUGUUGCUAGGGGCUGGGCAGUUACCAAACUAGAUGUAAAUAAUAAAUAUGCCAUGCUGGAUGAUGGGACACAAAUACAUUUUAACAAAUGCCUAAUAGCUACAGGUGCAAAACCAAAAUUAUCUUCCGUAUUUGAAGCAGCUAAAUCUGAUAUAAAAACGGCAAACCGUGUAAAAAUGUAUAGGGAUAUUUAUGAUUUUGAAGAAGCUCAUGACAUGUUUGAAAAAGCUACAGAUGUUGCUAUUAUAGGAGGAGGAUUUUUAGGUAGUGAACUGGCUUGCGCCAUGUCUAGAACAGAUAAAAAUAAUGAAAAGAAGGUAUACCAAAUCUUCAAAGAAACAGGUAACAUGGGUAAAAUACUCCCAGAGUACUUAUCUGCCUGGACUACAAACAAAGUAAAAAGUGAAGGUGUUCAAGUUAUUUCAGAGACUGAAGUUGUAGAAGUUAAAGAAAAAGAUAAUAAACUACAACUAACUUUAAACAACGGAAAAUCGUUACUUGUCGAUUUUGCUUUGGUGGCAAUUGGAUCAACUCCCAACACUGAACUGGCAAAAGAUUCUGGAUUGGAAGUUGAUCCAGAAUUAGGUGGUUAUUUAGUCAAUACAGAAUUACAAGCCAGGACAGAUGUGUAUAUCGCCGGCGAUUGCGCAUGCUUCUACGACACAAAACUCGGUAGACGACGUUUCGAACAUCACGAUCAUGCCGUCGUUACGGGCAGGCUGGCUGGCGAGAAUAUGACGGGCGCCAGGAAACCGUACCUUCAUCAAAGCAUGUUUUGGUCCGAUUUGGGACCCGACGUGGGUUACGAAGCGAUUGGUAUUGUAGACGCUAAUCUUCCUACCGUCGCGGUUUUCGCAAAAGCGACCGCGAAGGACAGUCCCAAAACAUCUGCGUCGGAUUCGAAUGAACAGGUGUCUCCCGAAGGAACAGAAAAAGAAAAAUCUGAGAAGCUCGCGAACGUUUCGCAUCAAUUAGAUCCAUCAGAAGGCGAAGAUUUCGGAAAAGGGGUGGUGUUUUAUUUAAAGGACGAUGUUGUAGUGGGUAUAGUAUUGUGGAACGUUUUCAAUAGAAUGGGCGUGGCUCGUCAAGUACUUCUAGACCAUAGAAAGUACGAUGAUCUAAACGAGGUGGCGAAAUUGUUUACUAUUCACGAGGAAUAAAUGGGAAUUUAGGACUUAAAAAAGUGUUAAGUGCUGAAUAUUACUUUUAAGUUGUCAAAUUGUAUUAUUGCUACUUGCCUGUGUAAUAAAUUUUUAGGUAAUUGGAGCGUGAUUUUUGAUGAGUACAGAUUGUGGACUUUUUUUAUUUAAUAAUUUUUCUAAAAUGAUACUCUAGUACCUAUAUAUCGUUUGUUAAUAAAAUUGAUAAAUACA